AGAACCUCAUGAGGUGCUGAUGGACCACGGUGGCCCCAAUAAUGCAGGGGACUUUUUCCGAGAAGACCAAGAAACUUCCGGGGAGGAGACAGACCUGACUGGCCCAAACCAUGUAGGGGAUGUAGUCAGCGAAAACCAAGAAACUCAUGAAGAGAAGAGGAGGGAAGAGGGUGUUCCGAAUCCUGCGGAGAAUCUUUUUGGAGAAAAAGCAAUGAAGACGUUCAAACGCCGGGCUGGCUGGAAGCCACAGCAAGAGCAGAUCCUGCGCUCCCUUUUCCGGAGCCAGCUUUGCAGUUGUGUAAGAAUGGCAAAGGUCCGCAAGAAGGCUGGGGCAUUACUGCCGGAUUAUACAACCCAACAAAAUCAAGUGUUUGAAGAAGUUAUAAAA
This is a messenger RNA of Mizuhopecten yessoensis (Yesso scallop), 388 nucleotides long. RefSeq lists its product as uncharacterized. The transcript is spliced from 4 exons. Lineage: Eukaryota; Metazoa; Mollusca; Bivalvia; Pectinida; Pectinidae. The annotation marks the transcript as partial. The record is from RefSeq and is a predicted model, not a curated record.